UGAUACAUUUGGGAAACGUCCUUAUUGAAGAGGGAAUGAGAUGCAGGAGCUGCACCUAUGCUUGGUGGGACAGUUCUGCGGCUGUAAUAGUGUGUGUGGCAGAGGCUGCAUAGCUGUGCUGCGACAGAAGCUCCAUGUUAGGAAAUGGCAAAGUAACUGGCAGUGAGGGUGUGGGCAACCAGGGCCACUUGUCGGGCAAGAUAUGCACAUGCAACAGUGAAAAAUAACCUGGAUUACCAUAGACAGACGGGCUCAAUCAAUCUCUGCUGCAUAACACUCAGGAAUGCUCAAAAAUAAAGAAGUCAGGCCUAAGAGACGUACUAUCCGGUACACAUUUGUUCUAUUAAAAAUUACGUUACAAAAAUGCCUCCUAAGCAGAAAGUAAAGUCCCAGAAAAAGAAGACGAAAAAAAAGAAGGAUGUUUCAGGUUCAGUCGAGGAGCGGUAUCGCAGGGCAGCACUGGAGGUAGAUGUCUUACAAGAUCAUCUAGCACUUCGCAGUCAGGUGACACGCCGGGCCCAGGAGCGAAGGGAGGAGCUGCAAGGGAAACUGCAGGAUUUGCAGGGAGACCUGCAGGAGGAAAGAGAUGAAAAACAAGCUAUAUACAGUGAAAUGACCCGUCAGCAUCAAACCCUCGAACAACAGAGUACAGUGCGUAUCCAAAACCUGGAGGGAGAGGUUGCAAAACUCAGGGAGGAGCUAGCCAUUUCCCAGCAGGCACUGCAGAAGCUGCGUGUGGAAUCUGAACAAGUUGCCACUAAGAAAGAUGUGGAAAUUGCUGGGCUGCGCAAUGAGCUGGAGAACAUAGAAUCAGAGUAUGAGGCCCUCAUGCAUUCGUGCCUGGAUCAGCUUCUCUCUAAACUCAGUGUUGCUGAGCAGCAGUGGUCCGGUCAGGCCUUGUGCUUCCAUAAGCAGUACAAGCAGAUGCUCAAAGAUUGCGGCCUUAACCCCCUGGAAAGCUGAUCCAAGGAACCAUGCGGACACCUACAAGUACUGUAUUGAGAAUCAGUCCCUGGACUAUAAAACAAUGAUGCCAAUUAAAUGACAGUUUACAUGUUUUAUAUGCAGAUAGUAUACAGCAGAAAGUAAAUACUGCAUUACACUCUAUGUUUAUAAUUGUGUUUUAUACCCCAUUAAAAUACAAUUUUUUGAGUGUGGUUGAAAACA
Messenger RNA from Bombina bombina (fire-bellied toad), 1167 nucleotides. It is a transcript of the gene DRC12, whose product is annotated as coiled-coil domain containing 153. The record is from RefSeq and is a predicted model, not a curated record. Bases 364 to 963 code for a protein of 199 amino acids. The transcript has 8 exons. Lineage: Eukaryota; Metazoa; Chordata; Amphibia; Anura; Bombinatoridae.